GAUGAAUAGUUUGACGAGUUACGUUUGGGAGGAUGUCCCUGAAAAUGAGGAAGGGCAAMGUGGAAUGGUGGAUCAAGAGGAAGAAUGGGUUUGGAUUCAAGGUGUACGCGAAGAAAGAGCAAAAAUUGACGAGCCACAAACCAGUUCAGAAAAUGCAUCCGAAGAUGACGAAGACACAAAGGCCCGCGAAAAAGGCACAAAUUCUCGAAGYGCUAUCGCAGAUGAGCCAAGUACGUCGACAGAAAGUUUGCGACGUGUUACUCGAAGCCAAACUCGUCGGCUUACAAAUGCUGAYCUUGGAAUACAGAAACCACUAAAGAGACUACAGUCUCGAAAGAACAAGCAAGAAAACACUCGCAUAACAAGACAAAACACGCGGCAGAGAAACGCCGCCAUKAAAGAACAAGGAAGACGAAGUUGUAGAAGAAAUCAAACAUAUAAACAAAGUAGCCGUUAAUUGUUAUGAAAAAGAUUAAUUAUAUACAAAUUCAGCAAAUGUAAAACUAAAAUCGGUUUUGAAAUAACUAUUUCAGCUAUAUUGAGUUGGAGCGAGAGCAAAUCAACAAACUGUGUACAUUAUAUAUUAUUGAUGCAAAAUUGAAACAUUGAACACUAGAAAAAUGCGAUAUUUCAAGCAAACAAGCURCACAC
This is a messenger RNA of Exaiptasia diaphana, 651 nucleotides long. RefSeq lists its product as uncharacterized. The transcript is spliced from 2 exons. NCBI's taxonomy places the organism in Eukaryota, Metazoa, Cnidaria, Anthozoa, Actiniaria, Aiptasiidae. Bases 2 to 457 code for a protein of 151 amino acids. The record is from RefSeq and is a predicted model, not a curated record.